Messenger RNA from Corylus avellana, 1556 nucleotides. It is a transcript of the gene GTF2H2, whose product is annotated as general transcription factor II H2. NCBI's taxonomy places the organism in Eukaryota, Viridiplantae, Streptophyta, Magnoliopsida, Fagales, Betulaceae. Gene Ontology annotation, cellular component: transcription factor TFIIH holo complex; transcription factor TFIIH core complex. Gene Ontology annotation, biological process: nucleotide-excision repair; regulation of transcription by RNA polymerase II; DNA-templated transcription. Gene Ontology annotation, molecular function: zinc ion binding. The record is from RefSeq and is a predicted model, not a curated record.
UCGUUUGAACUCUAAUCCCUAACUCCUCACGCCUGCUGAGCUCUCCACUCUCCAGUCUCCUGCGGCAAGCGGGCAAGCCUUCGUGUCUCUCUCUCGUCUCCCGUCGUGUCCGCUGGCUUAACUUCACCGUCGUUUCCCUCGCUUUCUCGUUGCAAGCGGCAAGCGGUCGUAUCUAUCUCUCGUCUCCCGUCUUUUCAGGGGGGACAUGAACAAUGGUGAUAGGAGACGAGUGAAUGGAGAGGCCGAGGAAGAUGAUGAUGAGGACGAGGGAAAUGAAGACCUUGAUGCUUGGGAGAGAGCUUAUGCGGAUGAGAGGUCAUGGGAGGCUCUGCAAGAGGACGAGUCUGGGCUUCUCCGCCCUAUUGAUAACAACACCCUUUACCAUGCCCAGUAUCGCCGGCGCAUUCGCUCCCUUUCCUCCUUGGCAACUACUGCUCGUAUCCAGAAAGGCCUCAUUCGCUAUCUCUGCAUUGUUGUCGACCUCUCAAAGGCUGCUGCAGAGAUGGAUUAUCGACCAAGCCGAAUGGUUGUGGUUGCGAAACAUGUGGAUGCUUUUAUUAGAGAGUUCUUUGACCAGAAUCCGCUUAGUCAACUUGCUCUUGUGACUAUAAAAGAUGGGGUUGCUCAUUGCUUAACGGAUCUUGGUGGCAGUCCUGAGUCCCAUGUUAAAGCUUUGAUGGGUAAACUGGAGUGCUCUGGUGAAUCCUCCCUACAAAAUGCCCUGGAUCUUGUUCAUGGGUAUCUAAAUCAGAUUCCAUCAUAUGGUCAUCGGGAAGUUCUCGUCUUAUAUUCUGCUCUCAGUACUUGUGAUCCGGGAGAUAUAAUGGAGACCAUCCAGAAAUGCAAGAAAUCGAAAAUUAGGUGUUCAGUUAUUGGUCUCUCUGCAGAAAUUUUUAUAUGCAAACAUCUCUGCCAAGAAACUGGUGGGUCAUACUCCGUUGCAUUGGAUGAGGGCCACUUCAAAGAGUUAAUACUGGAACAUGCUCCCCCACCUCCAGCAAUAGCAGAAUUUGCCAUUGCUAAUUUGAUAAAGAUGGGCUUCCCCCAAAGAGCCGCAGAGAGUUCUAUAGCUAUUUGUUCAUGUCACAAAGAGGCUAAGAUUGGAGGGGGUUACACUUGUCCAAGAUGCAAAGCACGUGUAUGUGAGUUACCUACGGAAUGUCGAAUAUGUGGAUUGACACUUAUUUCUUCGCCCCAUUUGGCAAGGUCAUAUCAUCAUCUCUUUCCAAUAGUACCGUUCGAUGAGGUGUCUCCGUCACUUCUGAAUGAUCCACAUAUCAGAUUACCAAGAUCAUGUUUUGGAUGCCAACAAUCUCUUCUCAAUCCUGGAAACAAACCUAGCCUUCGCGUUGCUUGCCCAAAAUGCAAACAGCACUUCUGCCUUGAUUGUGACAUUUACAUUCAUGAGAGCUUGCAUAAUUGCCCUGGUUGUGAGAGCUUCAGGCAUUCCAAGUCAGCCAUUGCUGGUGAAGAAUGAUGGUUCCUGUGACUUUAUAAUCUGCUACCCUCUGUGCAAAAGUUGUAUUUCAACGCACUCUCUCUAAGCCAUGGUUUUU